AUGAAGGAUCUUGGAGAGUUGAAAUAUUUCCUUGGAAUUGAAUUUUCCAGAAAUGCAGAUGGUAUUCUUAUGAAUCAGAGAACAUAUGCACUUGGACUUGUAUCUGAACUUGGGUUAGCAGGGUGUAAACCUGCAUCCACUCCUUUAGAGUUCAAUCAUAAGUUGACAUCAACUGUGUUUGAUGAAUGCACAGGAAAAAAUGCAGAAGAUAUAACUCUUGAUGAUUAUGGAAAAUAUCAAAGAUUGAUAGGUAGGUUAUUGUACUUGAUUAUGAGUAAGCCUGAUAUUGCCUUUGUAGUUCAGGUACUUAAUCAAUACAUGCACUCACCAAAGACAUCUCAUAUGGAAGCAACACUUAGAGUGGUGAGAUACAUAAAAGGUACAACAGGUCUUGGUCUGUUCAUGCCAAGCAACAAUGUGCCUGAACUUGUGGCUUACUGUGACUCAGACUGGGGUGCAUGUAUAGAGUCCAGAAAGUCAGUGACUGGUUACAUAGUCAAGCUAGGAAGUGCCUUGGUGUCUUGGAAAGCAAAGAAACAAAACACAGUGUCAAGAAGUUCUGUAGAAGCAGAGUUCAGGAGUAUGGCCACCACAGUAGCUGAGAUAGUUUGGCUGAAAGGGUUGUUCAAAUAG
Molecule: messenger RNA, 633 nt
Organism: Solanum tuberosum (potato)
Lineage: Eukaryota; Viridiplantae; Streptophyta; Magnoliopsida; Solanales; Solanaceae
Exons: 1
Coding region: 1-633 (210 amino acids)
Source: RefSeq, a predicted model, not a curated record